GGCCACGCCCCCUCGGCCGCCGGCCCGCCUGACUUCCGGCGACGUCACUUCUUCCAGGGGCGUGGCAGGCGCGGAGCGGCGUGGGACCCAGUUCCGCGCCAGGCAGCUGGGAGUGGUGGCGGUGUCUUGGGCGGCGGCGGUCCACGUGCUCCCCGCGGCCGGUUAAACUGUUGCAGGGCGCUGCCGAGAGGACUAGUUAAGACCUAUCUCGCAUAGAGAAUACUGAAUCAUUUAGCUAAAAAUGGUAUUUUUUACAUGCAAUGCAUGUGGUGAAUCAGUGAAGAAGGUACAAGUGGAAAAGCACGUGUCCGUUUGCAGAAACUGUGAAUGCCUUUCUUGCAUCGACUGUGGAAAAGAUUUCUGGGGUGAUGACUAUAAAAACCACGUGAAGUGCAUAAGCGAGGACCAGAAGUACGGUGGCAAGGGCUACGAGGGUAAAACCCACAAAGGGGACGUGAAGCAGCAGGCAUGGAUUCAGAAAAUUAAUGAAUUGAUAAAGAAGCCUAAUGUCAGCCCCAAAGUGAAAGAACUUCUAGAGCAAAUCAGUGCUUUUGACAACGUGCCCCGGAAAAAGGCGAAAUUCCAGAACUGGAUGAAGAACAGCUUAAAAGUUCACAGUGAAUCCAUUCUGGAGCAGGUGUGGAACAUCUUUUCUGAAGCUUCCAGCAGUGAGCCAGGCAGCAAGGGGCCGGAGCAGCCGCCCCCCACGCAGGGAACCAAGCCCCAGACAGAUGCCGCCGCCACCAAGCUGCCCCCCGCUGACACGAACGGCUCCCAAGGGGAGCAGGCGCAGAUAAAGAAGAACAAAAGGGAGAGAAAGGAAGAACGGCAGAAGAGCAGGAAAAAAGAAAAGAAAGAACUGAAAUUGGAAAACCAUCAGGAAGACUCGAAGAGUCAGAAGCCUAAGAAGCACAGAAAGGGGCGCGAGACAGAACCAGAGGCCAAGGACGAGGAGGCCCCGAAGGCCAACGGCUCGGCAGGGGGUAAAGGCGAGAAGCAGCGGGGCCAGGCUGGCCUGGCGGUGGCCGAGGGCGGCCCGGACAGCAGGCCGGCCGCGGGGAAGCGCAAGCGGAAGCAGUCGGAAGUUGAAGUGGAGUCUAAGAAGAAAAAGGUGACAUUCCCAGGCGAUGCUGAGGACAGAGAACCAGAAGACCAGGAAGCUCCUGCAAAAGGCAAAUUCAACUGGAAGGGAACUAUUAAGGCCGUUCUGAGGCAGGCUCCGGAUCAUGAAGUAUCAGUCAAGAAGCUGAGGAAAAAGGUCUUGGCGCAGUACCGCACAGUGAUGAGUGACUGCCACAGGUCGGAGGAGGAGCUCCUGGCCACCUUCAACAAGAAAAUCAGCAAAAACCCCAGCUUCCGCUUGUUAAAGGACAGGGUCAGGCUGCUGAAAUGAUCCUUUCACUCUUUGGAAGUUGACUUCUUGCUUUCACUGCUUUCUGUAAAAUGUGUAAUGAAUUAUAACAACCUCCACUUUGCUUUCUAAAGCCGUAUUUUUAAGUUAAGAAAAAGAUAUAUUUUUGUUAGAACUUUUAUGAAAAAAAUAAAGUAUAUUCUUGUCCAGGAUCCUAAA
Molecule: messenger RNA, 1570 nt
Organism: Cavia porcellus (domestic guinea pig)
Lineage: Eukaryota; Metazoa; Chordata; Mammalia; Rodentia; Caviidae
Gene: Lyar
Product: Ly1 antibody reactive
Exons: 9
Coding region: 242-1393 (383 amino acids)
Biological process (GO): negative regulation of transcription by RNA polymerase II; rRNA processing
Cellular component (GO): nucleolus
Molecular function (GO): DNA binding
Source: RefSeq, a predicted model, not a curated record